CCAGUCCUGCGCUUUCCACUGUGAAAACGCGUAGAUUUGUGCAAUUUGCCAGAUGCACAAACCAUAUGUAUUGAGCAGAUCUCAUGAGAAUGGUAUACAAAUCAUACGAAAUGCACAAACCAGUGAAUUGCCUUUUUUUACGCCCUGAGCGUCAUUUUGCGCAUGUGUCUCCGGUCUGUUAUUUAAAUUUCUUAUGGACCGCUUAAACCCAGGGGGUGGGGACAAAGUGUAAUAUUUUCGGGAUAAAAUCGACAGCCUGAUGAUUGCAUACUUCCCAUGUGUGCCUGGUGACCCUUUGCCCAUCAGGUGGACCCGGGAUACAUUUCUAUUUAGCACCCAUGAUCAAGCGACCUCAAAAUCCCCCUUUUACUUGUGGCAUCCAGAGUUUACCAUAUCACUGGAGCUGAAACUCUUGAAAUGCACAUAAUCUGACCUCACCUUCCUGCAUUCCUGGACUGUAAACACAUACACUGUGACGCUACAAAUGUUACCAAGUAAAUGCAUACAAAUACCACUAGAUGUCUUUAAACUAGACUGUUCUGUUGAAAAUAAACAUAGCAAGACCUUUUCUAGAGUUUCUAUAAAUGAAGCAACACCUAAUACCUCAAUAAAACCCAGUCACUCAUGUUGACCACUAUGACGUACCGCAUGCCAAACUUCACCCUGGAGCAGAAGCUGUUUCUGCUUCGGAGAAUCCAUGCGGUGGUAGACACGGUCCAGGACUUUCGGAAAGACACCAACACUACUGUGCACCGGAAUGCUGUGUGGGCAGAGCUGGCUCAGGCCUUCAAUGCGGCGUUCCCGAGUCGACCACCCAGCAGCAUCGGCUCUCUAAAGACACUGUGGAAAAGACUGAAGGUCGAGUGUCGUGUAGCCCUGCAGAAGAGACAGGAGCAGCAGGCCGCUGGGCUCCCAGUGUCUGCCCUCACUCAGGUGCAAAGAGAAGUGAUCGCCCUCGUACCAAACCUGAUCUCCUGUCUGGAGGAGGUGGAUGGAGACAGCAGUUAUGCCUCCGUUAGGGGCGGCUCACCUGGAGCAGUGAUGGGGCUUUCAGGCACUAAUGGGAGCGAGCAUGAAGAUGCUGACCACAGUCAAAAUGAUGAAGUAGACAGUAAGGAGAACUUGGCCAUUGAGCUUGGCUUAUCUUCUCCUACUCACCCACCUGUCAACUCUGGUAUUCCUCCGGGCUCUUCCUCCUCACCUCUCCACUCACAUUCACUGUCCUCCAGAUCCAGUCGUCCCUCCUUCAUCUACUCAACCCAUCCAGGAAGCACCUCAGGCCACGGAUCAGGGGCGAGGGCUGCAAACUUUGAUUCGGUACACAGAGAGCCUGCGGUGGCGCGCGGAUCAGUGGAGAAUUCGUUCCCGCCGGCGGACUCUUUUACCUCAGACUCUAAAUGGGAGGCACGUCGACAGGAGCUGUUUGAGCAGGAGCACCAGCAGACCAUGAGCCUGUUACUGCUGCAGCAGUGUGUGUGGGAGGAGAAGAGGAAAGCGGUCAGACAGAAGGAGAAGGCCGCUCGAGCCAAGAAGAGAUAUUACCAAGCCAAACUCCGCAAGAUCGGCGCGGGUCAUUCGCCUUCCAGUAGCGACAGCGAUGAUAACGAACAACACCCACGGACAUGAGUUUCAGAUGUUUACGACGUCUUAGAUAUGUUUACUUUCUUUUUGAAAGUCAUCUUUUUUAUUUUAAUAAUGCUGUUUGUUUACAAAACUUUUGAUUGUGAUGUUUGGGAAUGUGUCGUGUAUCAUAUGAAGGGGCGUUCAAGCAAGCAGGCUCAAAUAGCCAUCCACAGUAAUCUCACUGCCUUUUAUACUAUGGGGCCGUCGAAUGCCUGAUUAUGAUUGGCUGAUGAUCCUUCUAAGGCAGGGGUGAUGAACUCAGUUUUUGGAGGGCUGUAGCUCUGCACAGUGUAGUUCCUACUCUAAUUAAAAACACCUGACUGAUCAUACUAAUAGACUGAUUUCACAUGGUGGCCAUUUUAAUAGCAAAAGCGAGGCAGCGGUGAGAAGAAACCUGGAAAUAUCGCCUGGAGUCACACAGGAAUGGCGCUUGCGAUGGCGUAUUGUUGUGUACCUGGCUGUAUGUCUUAUCAGCGAAAAGUUAGUGAACCGAGUUCAUAAUUUCACUGCUUUUCGGCUGACCCGAAGGUCCAUUCUGAAUUUAUAGUGAAAAUAAAAAGAGAUAUCAGACCUAAUUUUCAGCUAAGUUAAGUGAAAUGGCAUUAGUUAGCUAACGUUUUCCUCCCCAAACACACAUUUUAGAUUCUAUUUAUCAAACUCAAGUUAAUGAACUCAUUCUUUUGCUAUAUUAGACCUGUCAAGAUACUUACGAAUUUAAGCAUUGAAAUAAAUUUAAAAAACGUAAAUUUCCCACUAACAUUUGUGCGCUGUUGAGUGAUUUGCCAUUGAGUUUACCAGUGCUCAACAGAAAUGACUGUGAUUGGCUGUGAAGUCAUCAGUUCACUGCAUUUCACCGAUGUUUAUCGAGUCCAAACUCAGAGAAGUGAUCCACUGAUGAAUCAACUAAUCUUCAUAGCUUAAAACGCUCCAGUGUCCCUCUGUGUCUACACUCCGUGAAGAGCAGUGAACCGAUGACCUUCACAGCCAAUCACAGUCAGUGGGCAGUGAAUGUUUUUAAAGUUUCAGUAUCAUGACAACACUAUUACAGACAGCACAAGGGUGUGCUCCAAACUUUUUACACAGAACUGCUUUGUUUUAUUGCUCAGCGGGUUACAUAGGCUGAAGCAGGGAAGCCCCCGCAGUGUUUACUUUGUGCCAUGAACUUAAGCCUAGGAGGACACUUUAUGAUUUUGUUUGAUGCCUAAUAUGCUUUUAAUUGAUUAAAUUAAUCUUAACUGAAUGAUAUUAAAGUGAUGUUUACACCACAUCUGCAGCAACAGCUGGAGGUUUGUAGUCCACAGAAUGUUGUUGCAAUAUUUACAGUGCUUAUCCUAAAUUUCCGGGUUUCUUCCCACCGCAGCCUUGCUUUUGUUUUUUAAAAUGGCGGCUGUGUAAAUAAAGUGUAUUGAGUCCUUCAGGCUUGUUUUAAACCUACAGGUAAGUGUGUUAUAGCAGGGUUGGAACUAAACUGUGUAGGGUUGCGGUCCUGUUCUAAGAUGUGACAAAUUAUUUGAUUCCAUGUUUUUAUUUAUUUAAUAGGCCAACACUUUAAAAAAAUCACACCAAAACAAAACAUAGGGCUUGGGAAGAAAGAAUCUACUACACACAGGAGAUUAUUACAAAUGAAUGCACACCCUAGCAUCACCACACUGAGAGUGCAUUAGUUUUUUAACAAUUUAGUGGCCCGUCAUCAGUUAUUCCUCACUAACUAACUCUUUCAUCAACUCUGAUGCUGCAUUCUGUUGAAUUAAAAGUUAUACAUUCAUAGGGACAGUUAGCUCUAAAAAUAAAUGUUCAUAAUUUACCCCCCCUCAUGUCGCUGAACAGUUUUCUUUCAUCUGUGGAACAUAUAUUUAGAAAACUGCCUUAACAUUUAUUUGGCCAUACAAUGAAAAAGUGGAGUCUUGUGUAGUUUUUUAGAUCCCACGGAUUUUCAUUUCAUAAACUGUCGAAUCAUCUUUUAUUUAUUUAUUUAUUUUUUGAGUUCUGCAGAAGAAAGUGUUAGACACGAGUGAAGGGUGAGUAAAUUAUAACAGAUUUUUCUUAUUUAGAUGAAGUUGAAAGGUGGUGUAUGCCUACCCAUGAGUGUUGCCAAGUUGGCAGACUGUUUUCAGACUUUUUAGUGGCUUAAGAAACUCCUUGACAAGCCUUAGUUUUUCAAGAAAUAUCAGUAUGACAUGGGCUGCAUCUAAAACCUUAGGCUGUUUACUUGUUGACUUCUGAGGUAGCAUAACUAAAUAGGGAGAGCUUUGGUAGUAAUAAGGAAAUAUUUGCUUACUUCUUGCUGGAAAGCGAUAAAAAGUGAAAAAUGUUGGUCAAAAUGUACAUUUACACACAAAAAUGAUGCCUAAACGGUGCUAUGAGAUGCCAUUUUUUUUUCUGCUCAAUUAACUGUCAGAAAUAGAAUGCACAGGAUUGUGGGAUAUAGACAACUUGGUUGCUUUCAAAUUUUGAUCAGAAGUUACUUCCCUAGUCAGCAGAAUUUGGAUUUAGACAUACUUUGAGAACCAAAGGUUUUGCGACAUUUGGCAAGCAAGGCUAGCCACAAUCCAUUGAAAGCAGUUGGCAACUUCCUCAAGUGCACUCAGAUAAUGUAAAAAGAUACAAAUGCUAAUGUUAGCCUUGCUCUGUCAACAAAGAUGUCUUCAAAUUAGACAAUGCCUUUGUGUUACCGAAAUAUAAUUAUUAGCAUAUAAACUCGUUUCCCUGUGUUUUACAAGCCUGUAUUGGGGCACAGGUAUCAUCUGUAGCCUUUUUGUGAAUUUAAUUAGUUUAAAACAGUGAGCCGGUACAGUGAGCCGGUAAUCCCCUUGACAUCCAUGUGCUAUCCUCUCAGGCCACAGUAGAAAAUAGAUGAUUUACAGUGAUUCAACACUGUUGUGCUUUUUUAGCAGUUGUGCUGUAAUUACUUAUUCAAAAUAACUCCCUGAACAAGAAAGUAACCUUUUUUGUGAUGCAGCCUUAGACGGAUUGCUGGUUAUCAUGUGCAAGUAAUAUAGAAGUGAAUGCAGCAGUGAGUUUUGUGCUAACAGCGCCAAAUGCCAGACAGACAUAUUUAGCCCUGCUAAUCAUGCUUGAUGAGAACAGGAAAUGAACUGAAGUGACGAUCCUAAUGUUCUUAACUGUAUUUAUUAAUUUUUUAUUUGAUGUGUCAGGAUCAAACCAAUGGCAGAGUAGGGUCACACAAGGCACCUCUUUGAUGCUAUGUAGACAGUACACACACUCACACUCACACACUCACACUGUCACACACUCACGCUCACAAUCACACUCACAGUCACACUCUCUCACACACACACACACACACAAAUGACAGUGUCUUCAGGACCAAACUUCUGAUUCACUUCACUGUAGCUUGUUUACUCUAUGCAGGUUUCUUUUUUUCAGGUAAAAUAAGUGCUUCUCUUAAAUGAAUUUCCUACUGAUGGACUGGUUACAUUUAGCUCAGUGGUGUUCGUUUGUGUCUUAGUAUACAGUGUUUGCAGAACUGAGAGUCCUCUGUCUAUUCUGGAGUGUUGAAAAAACUUUCUUAGAGUGACAGUUCACCUAAAAUGAACAUCUGCUGUUCAUUUGCUCACCCUUAGCACAUAAGAAGAUGUAGGUGACUUAUCUGUUCAGUAGAAUGUAGAGGAAGAAUUGUAGCUGAAUCUGUGGUUCUUGGUCAUUCAUUGAAUCCAAGUUUUGGUUACAAGCUACUUUGAGAGUCCAAAAAACACAUAACGGAACAAUUGAUAUAUUGUCUGGUUCCUCCAGACAAAACAUUGAGGAAAUUUUUUAAACAAUUUUCACAACAUUAUUACCUUUAAUCCAGCUCUUGCUCACAGUGCUUAUUGUUGUCAGUCAGGAGCACAAAUGAUGGUGGCUGAGAGAGCUCAAAUGCUCUGCAAGUUAGGAAAACACAUGCAAAUAAAAAAACACUAACAAACCGAAAACACCUUAAAUAUUCUUACAAAUUGUACAGUUAACCAAAAACGAGACUUUAUUUUAAUGUCAUGUUAGCAAAAGUAACUAAAAUAUAGAAGAGACAAUAAUCAACAAAAUACUCACCUCUCAGGCCUCCGACAACACUGCUGACUCUAAACAGCAAGCAGUCUGGUUCGUCACUUUUUAGGGUCGCUCAACACAUUACCAAUGUGGUCUGCGUUAUUUGCAGUGUGUUUCUGAAUUUGCAUGUGUUGUGAGAAUAUGCAUGUGUGGGUUUUUUCAAAACAAUGAUGUUUUCUAAGUCUGAGCUCUCUCAGGGGUGGCACGGAGACUCAGUGGUAAGCACUGUCACCUCACAGCAGGAAGGUUGGUGGUUUGAGCCCCGACUGAGCUAGUUGGGAUUUCUGUGAGAGUGUGGGUGUUUCCCAGUACUGGGCUGAAGCUGGAAUGGCAUCCGCUGCAUAAAACAUAUGCUGGAUAAGUUGGCGGUUUAUUCCACUGUGGCGACGCCUGAUGAUUAAAGGGACUAAAGGCUGUUUUAUACUUCUGCAUCAAGCAAAUGUGUAUGGUCCAGUGCAGUCUUAGAGCGGUCACUUACUGUAGCUCUUGUCGUGCACCUCUCAAAAAAAUGUAACCACACGUCACGAUGACACGUAUCGCAAGCUCUGUGAAUGCUUGGCGUGGUAGUUGUGACGAGUGGGAGUUGCUGAGAGCCGCGAGCCUGAUGGAGCGAGUGUUUACAAGUGUCGAGUCCCAUGAAGGAGCUCCAGAUGGAGACUUUUGUUUUGCGUUUACCUUAUGGUUAAAGUUUUGCCUGUCCGCCGGUUCCCACCUCUGAAUGAGCAAGUUUGAGCUACUUGAACAUUAAGGUAGCGUUCAGAAAAAACAAAACACCCACAAAGAAACUUGCCACAAGGGAACAUAACAAUGUACUGCCAGCCAGCGCUUUAGAAGUGUUAUUGCAGAGCAACACAAACAGCACGCAGAAGUAUAAAUGCACAUAAACGUAAGAUAUGCUCGUUUAAUGCAGAAGUAUAAACCAGCCUUAAGCCGAAGGAAAAUAAAUGAUUGACUUGAGCUCUCUCAGCCACCAUAUACAAAAUUCCUGAUGAUGAUUCAGUUUUUGGAUGAACUGUGCCUUUAGGGAUUUUACAAUAGUAGCUUGGAAAAGUACAGUCAGUGAGACAUGUUAGACUGAAUUAAACUAGAGAAAACCUUCCACUGUUAAAGCAGCUUUUUUGUAAAGUUUACAAUUUUGUUGUAAUUUGAUUUGAUCUGUGUAAUGUGAUGAACUUAAUGAAUCUUUUUUUUAACAA
Molecule: messenger RNA, 6863 nt
Organism: Danio rerio (zebrafish)
Lineage: Eukaryota; Metazoa; Chordata; Actinopteri; Cypriniformes; Danionidae
Source: RefSeq, a predicted model, not a curated record